UUCCCCCCUUCGAUCACAUACGUCUGAUCAGUGUGUGUUGUCAUUAUAUCAGAGUCUGUGGCCUUCAUCCUUUUGAGUUUUCUAUCGUCUGAAAAUGUCUUGCUGUGGCGGAAACUGUGGAUGCGGAAGCGGCUGCAAGUGCGGCAGUGGAUGUGGCGGUUGCAAGAUGUACCCAGAUUUGAGCUACACUGAGCAGACAACCACGGAGACUCUGGUCAUGGGAGUCGCACCGGUGAAGACUCACUACGAGGGAGCCGAGGUGGGCGAAGGCGCUGAGAAUGGCUGCAAGUGUGGAGACAACUGCACUUGCAACCCCUGCAACUGCAAGUGAGGGGAAAGAAGAAGAAGCUAGAAGCAGAGAUGGGUCCUUUAGGCGUAAUAACUAAUAUAGAAUAAGCGUAUGUUAAGAGGUGUGGUAUGGUGAUUUGGAGUGGUAGAAUAAAGUGGUUAUGGCUUGAUUAAUCACCUCUCUGGCUAACUCUAGUUUUCCUAGGGUUUGCCGUGUGUGAUGAUCUCAGGUCAUGGCUGCUUUGUUUUGUGCUUGGUUGUGUUGUGUAAAAUUUUAGCUAAUCUGAACUGGAAAUCUCUGCGUUUUAAUGGAAUCAUAUUAUGGUAUUUGAUGAA
Messenger RNA from Prosopis cineraria, 624 nucleotides. RefSeq names its product metallothionein-like protein 2. The record is from RefSeq and is a predicted model, not a curated record. NCBI's taxonomy places the organism in Eukaryota, Viridiplantae, Streptophyta, Magnoliopsida, Fabales, Fabaceae. Gene Ontology annotation, molecular function: metal ion binding. The transcript is spliced from 2 exons. The coding region runs from base 95 to 331 and encodes 78 amino acids.